GCUCCUGAGAGAACACCGUCGAAAGUAAACUGACCGUCGCUGGAGUGCGCGCGGCAAGGGGACAAAAGUAGGCGGUUCCCUUUCUAAAAAAGACUCCGUAACAAAUAGUCUCACGAGGUCCGAAGACAGGACGAACCGAUAACGGACUGCGGUAGUUUUUCGAACGCUAUUCUCGGUUCAGAAGGCAUUCGAUUGAAUAGACAUCAUCGUUUCGCAGAAUGGCGAAGCAAGACGCGAUUGUUGUAAGAAACGCUAAUAAGCGUUACGGAAAAGGAGAGCAAGUACUCGACGGACUGAAUAUGACGGUUUCGAGGGGUUCCAUAUACGGACUGUUGGGGCCCAGUGGAUGCGGCAAAACUACCAUACUAUCCUGCAUGGUCGGGAUUUGUAAACUUAAUAGCGGCGAGGUGUUGGUCUUGGGCGAAACUCCGGGCAGCAAGGUUUGCGGGAUUCCCGGGCCUCGAGUAGGUUAUAUGCCGCAGAGCGUCUCGUUAGUCGGAGAAUUUUCCGUGAGCGAUGCUCUUUAUUAUUUCGGCAGGAUCAGCGGGCUUAGUGAUGAGGAAAUCGAAACGAAACUGAACUUUCUGUCGGAGUUGUUUCAACUACCACCAGCGAACCACCUGGUGAAGAAUAUAAGUACAGGUCAACAAAGAAGGGUUUCCCUUGCCGCCGCAUUGAUCCACGGGCCCGAACUCCUAAUUCUAGACGAACCCACCGUCGGCUUGGAUCCAAUUUUGAGAGAGAACAUUUGGGCUUACCUAAUCAAGAUUACGCAGGAGCAAGGGACCACCGUGUUGAUUACGACACAUUAUAUCGAAGAGACUACAGAUGCUAAUAAAAUCGGUUUGAUGAAAAGUGGUAAAUUGUUGGCGGAAUUGGGGCCGCAGGAAUUAUUGGAACAAUGUCACUGUUCGUUAUUGGAAGAAGCUUUUCUGAAACUGUGCGAGGCACAAAAUAACGCAGUUAUUUUAAAUGAAGCCCAGGGAUCCAGUGCAAUAAAUACUGGUGGCCAAGUCUUAAAUCAAGACCAAGAUAUAUAUGAACAAACAGAAGCAAACUCGGAUUACAAAAUGGUUUCGAAAAGUCAAGUUCCGUGCUCGAGAAGAAUGAAAGCUUUAUUGGUGAAGAACGGCGUCCAGUUUAGCCGCAAUUACGCAGGGAUACUUUUCGCACUAUUAAUCCCGAUAAUCCAAAGUAACCUAUUGUUUCUUACAAUUGGUCAAGAUACGACAAACUUGAAGAUUGCGGUUGUCAACGAUGAGUCUGGCAACUGUGACUACGGCAACAACUUGGGCAAUAUUUGGAAUGACGAAAUCACCUGCCACUUUGGUAACCUUAGCUGUAGGUUUCUGCACAAUUUUGACGACUUAAUUGCAAAACAGAUGUAUUAUAACAACAUUUCAGAGGCGAGUCGCGAGGCGCAGAAUAGACAAUUCGUUGGUAUAAUAUAUUUCAAUCAAAAUUUCUCUGAGGCUCUGCAAGCACGAAUAGAAGAUGCCAAGUUUGCGAAGGAUUCCGAUCUUCGUGCCAGUCAGAUUCAAGUUUCCCUCGAUAUGAGCAAUAUGCUAAUUGGGACUUCAAUUCAGAGGAAAUUAUUCAUACGUGUUUUAGAGACCUAUAAAGAUAUCGUGAGAGAUUGCAAAUAUCCGUCAAAACUGGCCGACCUGCCCAUUCGAUUUGAAGAUCCCAUUUAUGGUUCGACGGAGCUCACGUACGCAGAUUACGUCGCACCAACAUACUUGAUAGCAUUUAUCUUCUUUAUGGCCACCACAAUCUCUACCUACUUGAUAAUCACAGAUCGUAUACAGGGUGUCUGGAAUAGAAGCGUAGUCCAAGGAGUCAAAAUAAAAGAGAUUUUGCUGUCUCACAUUCUUAUUCAGAGCACCGUCAUAGUGAUUCAUACUACUAUGAUAGUGCUCAUGUUCUUCCCCAUAUGGGGUUUGGAAUGUAAAGGAUCGAUGUUUAUUGUAAUUAUCUUAAUAUUUAUCAAUGGGUUUUGUGGAUUGAUGUUCGGUUUUGUUAUCUCUGUUAUGUGCUCAAAUCAUGUUUCGGCGUGUUACAUUUCAACCGGAAGUUUACUCACGAUGACACUGAUCAACGGAUGUUUUUGGCCACUUGAGGGACUACCGAAAGUGAUCCGCUGGAUCAGCUACACGUUGCCAACUACAUUAUCCACCCUAUCUAUGAGGGGAAUCCUUUACAAAGGAUCUUCCAUAUCUGAUUUCGAAGUUUAUAUUGGCUUUUUAAUACCUUUAGGAUGGAUAUUGCUAUUUUUCGUUGUCUCUAUACUUGGUAUAAGAUUUAAAUCCUCGUAAUAUUAUUUAGAAACGUUGAAAACUUUUAUGGAUAUGAUAGAAAGUAA
Messenger RNA from Vollenhovia emeryi, 2362 nucleotides. RefSeq names its product ABC transporter G family member 20-like. Lineage: Eukaryota; Metazoa; Arthropoda; Insecta; Hymenoptera; Formicidae. Gene Ontology annotation, molecular function: ATP hydrolysis activity; ATP binding; ABC-type transporter activity. Bases 219 to 2315 code for a protein of 698 amino acids. The transcript has 16 exons. The record is from RefSeq and is a predicted model, not a curated record. Gene Ontology annotation, cellular component: membrane.